AUGAAAGAUCCAACACAAUUUUCGUUGUUCAAUAAAAACACUCUUCAACACGCGAAAGAUUUUUUAAAAACUUACGAAGAAUUAUUCAAAUGGACCCCAUCGGAAAAUAUUUUGGAAAUUGGAUGUGCUGCAGGGAAUAUAACCAAAGAAGCUCUUUAUCCAUUCGUGGAAAAAUACUUAAAUCAGCUAAAAGCAACCGAUAUCUCCGAAGAAGCCAUCGAGUACGCAAAAAUUAACAAUGUCAAUAAGAAAAUUUCUUUUGAAGUACUCGAUGUGACCAACGAAGAACAAUGUUCGAAAUAUAACGAAAAAUUUGGACAUAUUUUUGGGUUUUAUUGUUUCCAAUUGAUUCCAGAAACAGAUUUGUAA
Molecule: messenger RNA, 369 nt
Organism: Onthophagus taurus
Lineage: Eukaryota; Metazoa; Arthropoda; Insecta; Coleoptera; Scarabaeidae
Source: RefSeq, a predicted model, not a curated record